Drosophila virilis is the source of this 1401-nucleotide messenger RNA. Its product is annotated as deubiquitinase DESI2. Gene Ontology annotation, molecular function: deubiquitinase activity. The record is from RefSeq and is a predicted model, not a curated record. Gene Ontology annotation, biological process: protein deubiquitination. NCBI's taxonomy places the organism in Eukaryota, Metazoa, Arthropoda, Insecta, Diptera, Drosophilidae.
GAACGAUACUAAACUGGGCCGAUACAACUCUACAAUCAAUCCAUAAACAAAAAAAUUUUGUGUAUAAAAUUAAAAUAGACGCGGAAGUAAAUAAAACAAUAAAUGCGCAGCUCUUAACAUUAGCCAAUUACAAAUUGUCAACUUCCUCUGGAUUAUGGGAUAUUAGGAUCCUGUAAAUCGAUAAGAAAGAAAACCAACAACGCAUUUAAUCAAUGUUCUCCAACGGGCUGCCGUGCAACCUGUCUUUUCCGAGCUGCCUAAGUGUCCCGAAAGAUGGUAAUGAGGAGCUCUUGCCAUCCAAUAUGGGCACAAGAGAACCAGUUAUUCUUAACGUAUAUGACAUGUAUUGGAUUAACGAGUAUACCACAUCGAUUGGUCUUGGCGUAUUCCAUUCCGGCGUAGAAGCAUUCGGCACGGAGUUUGCGUACGGCGGCCAUCCAUUUCCGUUUACUGGCGUUUUUGAAAUAUCUCCACGCGACCACGACGAGCUGGGUGAACAAUUUCAAUUCCGACAGAGUAUACAAAUCGGCUGUACCGACUUUACCUAUGAGGAAGUUCGUCGCCUUGUCGAGGAAUUGGGCAAUCAAUUUCGCGGAGAUCGUUAUCACCUUAUGAACAAUAAUUGUAAUCACUUUUCGGGCAACUUGACACAGAUACUUUGCGGCCAAGAAAUACCUAGUUGGGUGAACCGUCUUGCACAUUUCAGCUCCUGUGUGCCAUUUUUACAAAGAUGCCUACCAAAAGAGUGGCUAACACCGAAUGCCUUGCAGCAAAGUAUAACUACAAUCCAAGAGCGCGAAGACUCGGACAAUAGUCCCCUUUGAGACAUUACCUGAUCUUAAAAUAUUCGUAACUUGCAAAGUCCCAAGCGAGCGCAACUCAUCCCUGCUGUCUUAAGACCAACAAUAUUGUUAAGUUAAAUUGAGGAAAGCCGGGUUAUCUAUCGACACUCAUUUCAUUAAAGCCAAGAUAAAAAUUUCCAAUAGAUUGCAAAAGUAAUAAUGUUAAUAGGUUUAUAUUAGGCUACAUUAAAAGCGAAUAAAUUAUUGGCUAUUGUAACUUGUAAUUUGACUAUUGAGAAUUAAGAUAUUAUUAAGUGGCCGAUAGGUAUAAGUGAGUAGAAGGCAGCAGCAGCAGCAAACAGUACACUUUCUGCGACAUCAUUUAUAGAAUUUUGAAUUUAAUAUUAAACAUCGAGAAAAACCAUUUCUAAGAAAAUGCUAAAAUGUAUUAACAAACAAGCAUAUUAUAUGUAGUUAUUGAUAUCAAAGUUGUCAUCAAUAGUUAAUUUAUAAACAUUUUUUUUUUAAAUUCAUUUUUACAAUGUCGAAAGCCGCAUGUCUAUCAAAACACCAAAACGAUCUGUUAUCAAUAAAUAUGUACUUGACAUUCUGAUAUUUA